AUGGAGAAUAAUAAUCAAGAAAGAAACCCAACGAAAAUCUUCAAACUGUUUGAUAAAUGGGCUGAAUUACUUCCAAAAGAAGGAGAGCAGAUGCAUAGUGGAGCUUCUCUCAGUAGAAUUGGAAGUGAAAUCAAGCAACAAGUUUCAAGCUUAGAGAACCAAAAAGUACACGACAAGAUUAGUACCAUAAAUCCUGCUGACCAGGGACUGAAGACGGUCAAACAAGAGGUAGACAGCACAUCAAAAGAGGAUUUGAAACCAAAGUUUCUGUUUGAAUUGAAGAGGGACAAUACAAACAAAAGCACAGAACAGCAAUUAUCCCCAUUCGAAUGUGUAUAUGAUUUUUGCCUUGCUUUGGAAAAGUUUUGCAGAUCUAAAUCCACAGCUGAAAAUCGACUUGACAUAAAUGAGGAUUGGAAGAAACUGCUUUUUACUUGCUGUUCUCACAACCCAGAAAGAGCCAUGUGGAUACACCUUACAUUUCAAACAUCUAUCAAAAUGAAAUUAACAUGGAAGCAGGUUGUUAGGAGACUGAUGGCUAAUUUCGACGACCCAAAGAGAAUCUUGUCGCUCGAGACAGCACUGUCCAAAUUCAACUUUAUGCCCGAACUAGAGUCGAUCUACGCAGCCAAUAUGGAAUUUGCAAGAUAUGCAGACGAGUUGGGGAAUGAUACAAAGAGAACAGUAGAGCUUUAUUUGAACGGAAUGCCUCCAGCUAUCAAAGAAGUCCUUGAGUCAACAAUUGCUUACGACGAGUCGACUCAUUUCAGAUAUUCUUUAUUGGAUGUACAACAGAGAUCAGCAACCUUUUUAACGGCAAAUGAAGGGGAUUUGGUCUUUUACUCAAAAAGUGCUCAUCUGGCUUUAGCUUUGGAAUAUGAAAACGUUGACACCAGAAACUGUGAAUUUCAUUUGCUUGCCGAUCACUCCACCAUCGAAUGUCCUGAUUACACUGUCUUGAGGUUCCCUUAUAUGGAUUUUACUCCUUUGACGUUUGACUUGAAACCUGCUGGAUCAAUUGCUCAAAACACACAACCAAUGGAAGAUAUUGCAAUGGGAGCAAGCUCUGGAGCUGAUACCUUAACAGUUAAAGCCUCGCCAGUUGAUGUGAAAUCCGAGGCGCCAGCUGAUACAUCUGCUCAGCAGCCUACUCAGGAUAUUGUUGAACCACAACUAAAAGAAACGGCUGAACCACCUAAAGAAGCAACCACGCCUUUAAAGGGGAAUUCAGUUCCACCAGCAGUGAACCUUGCUCCAGCAGCUACUACUAAUACUACCGUUGCCAGUACCACAGCAACAGCAAGUACUGCAGUUGAUACAAAUAAUAAUGAGCAGGUAAGUUAUACAAUAACACAGCAAAAUCUUCCUGCUUCGGCUGCUUCAGUCAAUGUAGAACACACUAAAGAUUUAGUUAAUCAACAAAAACAGCCUACAUCAGUGGCGACUGUCAACACGAAUGCAGCGCCAUCACUUGUCAAACUACAGCCGAGCAAUGUUGCACCAGUUGAAACAUCAGCAGACAUCCAAAUGACUAUAACUGAAGCAGACUUCGUUACUGGCAAAAAACAGCGUACAGGAGCAGAGCUAGAAAAAGCUUCGGCUGUUGUGAUGGGCAAGCUUGAAAAUAGCCCGUUAUCUCCAAACUCAAAGACACGAGCUUUUGCAAAACAUAAAGAAGCAAUCGACACGAUGCUUGCAAAUCACGAGAGACUGGAUUCAAGUGUCACAGAAACAAAUACAGCCAGCGCUCCUCCACAGAAGCAGAAGCAAAUCAAGCCCAAUGCACCUCGAGUGGAAACACGCGAAGAAUUGGCCGCAUGGGUUGAAGCUGGAAAGGAAAAAUGGCCUAGAGACAAUUCAGAGAAAAAAGGACAGAAGAAUGGCGAAAAGGAAGCCCAUAGUGAGCCACCGAAGCCAGUGGAAGCCGCAGCAUUUGCUUCCGGGCCAUUCAAUGCGCAACUACCGCCCAAACUACCCACAGUGACCACAAAGCCAGCUCCUUUGCCUGAACCAAAGCAAACUGAGCAGACAAAGAUGAGUGCAGUUGGACAAAUUAUAUCAACACCCAGCAGUGCUUCUGCAAAAAACAAGUUGCCGGAAAUACCUACAGGUUCAGCUACUGUUAGGGAGAAGGGUCUAGCAGGCAAUCAGGCAUUGAAUACACAAGAAAAUAUAUUAUACACAACGCUUGCACUUGCGCAUAAGAAGGUUACUGCUCUUAAACCACAAGCAAUCAAGAUCAGUGUCCCUUCCAAUAGCAAUCAAACAGCUGCUCCGCAGUUCAAUCGUCCAUCCACUAGCCAGCCACUGUCAGUAAAACCAGCAGUAACGGCUACUAAAUUCAAAUAUCAACCAUCCAUAUCUCCUCGUCGGCCCAGAUCUCGCUCUCGCUCUCCAUUCCGUAGAUCUUACAAACGACAGAUAUCUCGCUCGCGUUCUCGUUCUCGUUCUAGGUCUCGAUCAAGAUCCCGUUCUCGUUCAUCAGAUCGCAGCUACUAUCGCUCGAAGAGCCCUCCUCGACGUCGCCGUCGUUUAUCCACAAAUAGUCCGCCUCGCCGGCCAAAUUCUCCCGAGACAGGUUGCUAUAUUCAUGGGAGUGGAGCUAAUCAUAGUACUAAAGAUUGCCGUCAAGCCCAAUUGAUGAUCCAGCCACGUAAAUUGAAACUUGAUCGCCAGACUUCUCCUCCGCCCAUUAAGCGCACAAACAUUAAUAAGGACGGAUUCAAGAACAAUGGAGAACCUAAUAUUUGCAUCUUUUGUGGAUUGAUAUUCAAGCCUGGCCAUCUUCAAUUCUGCACAAAAGUAAUACAGCGAAAGAAGCCCUUGAGAAAAUAUUGA
Molecule: messenger RNA, 2838 nt
Organism: Mucor velutinosus
Lineage: Eukaryota; Fungi; Mucoromycota; Mucoromycetes; Mucorales; Mucoraceae
Product: Protein kinase C signaling pathway involved MAPKK protein
Exons: 1
Coding region: 1-2838 (945 amino acids)
Source: RefSeq, a predicted model, not a curated record